Mesocricetus auratus (golden hamster) is the source of this 1466-nucleotide messenger RNA. It is a transcript of the gene Ms4a1, whose product is annotated as membrane spanning 4-domains A1. The record is from RefSeq and is a predicted model, not a curated record. Gene Ontology annotation, biological process: cell surface receptor signaling pathway. Gene Ontology annotation, cellular component: external side of plasma membrane; plasma membrane. Lineage: Eukaryota; Metazoa; Chordata; Mammalia; Rodentia; Cricetidae.
UUUGAGAACAGAAUGACAACACCCAGAAACUCAGUGAGUGGAACUUUUCCAAUAGAGUCUACCAGAGGCCCUCUUGCCAUGCAACCUUCUCAAAAAAAGAACCUCAGGAGACCAUCUUCGCUGGUGGGCCCAAUACAAAGCUUCUUCAUGAGGGAAUCGAAGGCUUUGGGGGCUGUCCAGAUCAUGAAUGGCCUCUUCCAUAUUUCCCUGGGAGGACUGCUGAUGAUUCCCACAGGGGUCUUUGCACCCAUCUGUGUGAGUGUAUGGUACCCUCUCUGGGGAGGCAUUAUGUAUAUUAUUUCAGGAUCACUCCUGGCGGCGGCAGCAGAGCAAAACUCCAGAAAGAGUUUGGUCAAAGCUAAAGUGAUAAUGAGCUCUCUGAGCCUCUUUGCUGCCAUUUCUGGAAUAAUUCUUUCAAUCAUGGACAUACUGAACAUUACAGUUUCUCAUUUCCUGAAAAUGGAGCGUCUGAUUCUUAGUAAAACCCCCAACCUGUAUGUUGACAUCUACAACUGUGAACCAUCUAAUUCCUCAGAGAAAAACUCCCCAUCUACACAGUACUGUUACAGCAUGCAGUCUGUGUUCUUGGGCAUUUUGUCAGUGAUGCUGAUUUCUGCCUUCUUCCAGAAACUUGUGACAGCUGGCAUCGUGGAAAACGACUGGAAAAGAAUGUGCUCCAGACCCAAAUCUAAUGUGGUUCUGCUGUCAGCUGGAGAAAAAAAAGAACAAACAAUUAAAAUGAAAGAAGAAAUCAUUGAGCUAAGUGGAGUAUCUUCCCAACUAAGGAACGAAGAAGAAAUUGAAAUUAUUCCAGUGCAAGAAGAAGAAGAAGAAGAAACAGAAAUAAACUUUCCUGAACCUCCCCAGGAACAGGAAUCCUUGCCAGUGGAAAAUGAGAUCACUCCUUAAACUCUUCUCUUUUAUAAGCAUUAUUGUUUAGAGAGCUUCCAAGACACAUAGUUACCCCCAUUUCUUGGUCUUCCAUAUCUAUUCUCCACGUUUCCACAGUUUAUCUUUGCAUAAAGAAGACACAACUAGCUCUCCUUCACAUUUAGAAAAUGUAGCAAUUGUAGCAGAUUGUGUUGCCCCUUACUUAGGAGUCUUACAUCAGCAGAAAUGCUGCAGAACCCAAUUCUCAUUCACCUUUUUCUUGGACAGGCAUUUUAGUAGAGGUAGUGCUGUUCCCCUAAGUCUUCCAUCAGCAACUGCAGCUUCGGGAAAAGACACAUGACUGUUCCAUCCAUCUCUGACCUCUCUGAUUCCUUCCUUAUCUACAUUUUUAGGAGAGUCUGUUUUGCACUAUUGUUUUAAGGAAAGUAGAAACAGUAAUGAAAGGGAACAAGACACCUAUUUUUCCAGGGGAGCAGACACUGUGCCGCAGUCUUCAAGAUUCUGUAUCCAUUUGGAAAGCUGUGAAAGGCAAAAACUAACCCUGUCCCUGUAUAAACAACAUAGCUUACACAUAA